AAGAGUUUCAAAAGCUCCUACAGCGUGAAGCUCCACUACAGAAACGUUCACUUAAAAGAGAUGCAUGUCUGCACAGUGGCCGGCUGUAACGCUGCCUUCCCCUCCCGGCGAAGCAGAGACAGAAACAGAAAUUUACGGAUGGAAAGAACCAUAGGUCCAGGACAUCGGAACACCCUGCAUCUCCGUAGCAAAAGAUUAGAAAGCUGAUCUUAUUAUCACAAGACACAGUGCCAACAUAAACCUGCACCGAAAACUGUUGACCAAAGAACUGGAUGACAUGGGCCUAGACUCAUCUCAGCCCUCCCUUAGCAAGGACCUCCGUGACGAAUUUUUGGUGAAGAUCUACGGUGCACAGCACCCAAUGGGACUUGACGUCAGGGAAGAUGCCUCCUCCCCGGCAGGCACUGAAGAUUCCCACAUGAACGGCUACGGGAGAGGCAUGACUGAAGACUACAUGGUCUUAGACCUGAGUACCACCUCGAGCAUCCAGUCGAGCAGCAGCAUCCAUUCCUCCAGAGAGUCCGAUGCAGGGAGUGAUGAAGGGAUUCUCCUGGAUGACAUUGAUGGGGCGAGUGACAGUGGGGAGUCUGCACACAAGGCUGAGGUCCCUGCCCUCCCUGUAGGCAUUGGGGCUGAAGUUCCUGGAUCCCUCAUGUUCAACAGCGUGUCUGUGAGCAAUGGUGGAAUAAUGUGCAACAUCUGCCACAAAAUGUAUAGCAACAAGGGGACCCUGAGAGUGCACUACAAAACGGUGCAUUUGAGAGAGAUGCACAAGUGCAAAGUCCCGGGUUGCAAUAUGAUGUUUUCCUCUGUGCGCAGCCGAAAUCGGCACAGUCAGAACCCUAAUCUCCAUAAAAACAUUCCCUUCACUUCAGUAGAUUAGUUUAAGGAUGGACACUUCAAAUGCCAGCUCUCACCAGAUGGCCUACAUGUUUGAACUGCCAUAUUCAGUCUGUGUGUAUGUGUGUGUAUAUAGAUAUGUAGAUACAUAUGUGUAUAUACACACAUAUGCCUGUAUGUGU
Messenger RNA from Gracilinanus agilis (Agile Gracile Mouse Opossum), 1022 nucleotides. Its product is annotated as zinc finger protein basonuclin-2-like. NCBI's taxonomy places the organism in Eukaryota, Metazoa, Chordata, Mammalia, Didelphimorphia, Didelphidae. The record is from RefSeq and is a predicted model, not a curated record. Bases 278 to 883 code for a protein of 201 amino acids. The transcript has 4 exons. Gene Ontology annotation, biological process: regulation of DNA-templated transcription. Gene Ontology annotation, cellular component: nucleus.